Messenger RNA from Gavia stellata (red-throated loon), 1014 nucleotides. RefSeq lists its product as uncharacterized. NCBI's taxonomy places the organism in Eukaryota, Metazoa, Chordata, Aves, Gaviiformes, Gaviidae. The record is from RefSeq and is a predicted model, not a curated record.
AUGGCUGUCAGGACAGACUGGGGAUUGAAGAACCCAGCAAGCCACACUGAGGAGGGUAAGGAAAAGUCUCCUGUCCAGGCCUCCAGCUCCUUGACGCGAAGCCAAGAACCUGCCCCGCACAGCCCCGCAGCCUAUGAGGCAGCUCUGCGGGAGACAGCCCGGUGCCUCGUGAAUGAGGCCCUGGGCAAGGCUUUCACUGGGAGCCAGGGACCCAGGCAGCAGCCGGCGCCACAGCGGGACCUGGCACAAAGCAUGGAUGUGGCAACGGCAGCAAGAACACCAGCAGCACCUCAGGACACCGAGUCUCCCUCGGCUGGAGAGCCUCAGGGAGAGGCCAGCACAGCCCCUCUCAUCCCCACGGCAUGCCAGGAUGGAGAAAACAUGGCUUCUCCCAUGUCUGGAGACCAUCAAGGAGAGGCCAGCACAGCCAUUGUCUCCCUGGUAGCACACAAGGAUGAAGUGGCUUCUUCAAUGCCUCAAAACCCUGCAGCAGACACUGGCACACCCCACCUUGCCCCAGCAGCGGAUAACGAAAGAGACCCAGUGGCUUCUCCCUUGGCUCGGGACCCUCAGCAACAGGUGAGCCAGGCACGUGUGGUCAGCAGCGGGCACCCCGAGGUGCCAGAGGCAGACGGUGCCUGGGCUGUGUGCGGCAGGGAGAUGCCUGAUGCUCUCCGUGUCAUCCCGCUGCAUACCGUCCCUCCCCUACCUGUGCUCUUGCUCUCCCCAUGCAGGCGGCCUCAGAGCACAGAGGCGACGCACAGCCCUCCUCCGCCUCCAGGGACAUGCCCGAGGAUGACCCAGGUACAUCCCCGAGUCGAGCACUGCCCCGGCUCUCCCAGCAUGGCCGCCCUCCCGCACACCCCAGCUCGAUGGCGAUGGCCCUCCUUCUUCAGGAGGGCGCUCAGGGCUCUGCGCACAGCUUUCCGCUGUACCUGCAUCAUGGGACAGCAAGAGGAACAGCGCCCCGCUGCCAGCACUAUGUGUAUCUCUGAAGAUGGCAGCUGGCCCUGA